This is a messenger RNA of Peronospora matthiolae, 330 nucleotides long. The record is from the annotation of a GenBank genome assembly. Lineage: Eukaryota; Oomycota; Peronosporomycetes; Peronosporales; Peronosporaceae.
AUGGAUGGAAAGACGGACGUGGAGGUUCAUACAAUCCACAUCCGGAAGUUUCUUACACUUAUGCGAGAGCAUACGUUGUUCGCGAACAUCAAGAAGCUUACCUUCGCAGCGAACGAGAUACCACUUCUUGGCUGCAUCGUGGGUGAAAACGGUGUACGCCCUGAUCCGAAAAAGGUGAAGGCGAUUAGCGACUGGCCUGUACCAGUCGACAUCAAGGGACUCCGAAAGUUCCUUGGCUUGGCGGCGUACUUGCAUAAGUACUCGCGCAACUACGCUGAGAUGACUGUACAUCUCUCUCGUCUGUUAAAGAAAAAUGAGAGAUGUUCAUAA